Drosophila simulans is the source of this 1144-nucleotide messenger RNA. It is a transcript of the gene Cpr64Aa, whose product is annotated as larval cuticle protein A2B. Bases 98 to 685 code for a protein of 195 amino acids. The record is from RefSeq and is a predicted model, not a curated record. Lineage: Eukaryota; Metazoa; Arthropoda; Insecta; Diptera; Drosophilidae. Gene Ontology annotation, cellular component: extracellular matrix. The transcript has 2 exons.
GCCACAGAACCACAGAUCGAGUUCAUUUGUCAGUCGAGCAGCAGUAGACCUCCAGUUCUCCACUACUCCAUCGCAAACGCCAAGCAAUCCGUCCAGAAUGGCACAGAAACUGAUCCUCGUCCUGAGCGCCCUGGUGGCGGUGUCCUCCGCCGUGGUGGUCCCUGGUCCCGGACUGGCACUGCCCGCCUAUCCGUCGUACCCGGCGCUGGCCAAGGUGGCGGCUCCUCUGGUGGCCAAGGUGGCGGGUCCGGAGCCCUACGAUCCCAAUCCCCAGUACACCUUCAGCUACGAUGUUCAUGAUGGCUCCACUGGUGACGUGAAGAGCCAGCAGGAGACCCGCAGCGGAGAUGUGGUGCAGGGCGCCUAUUCCCUGAUUGAGGCCGACGGAACCCGCCGCAUUGUGGAGUACACCGCCGAUCCCGUGCACGGAUUCAACGCAGUGGUGCGCCGCGAAGGCGCCGUGGUGAAGGCUGUGGCUCCGGUGGCCAAGGUUCUGGCCCCGGCUCCGCUGCUCCAUGCCGCUCCUCUGGUGGCCAAGGUGCCCGCCUAUGGCCCGGCUCUGGCGCCCGCUUACCCUGCUCUGGCCCACGGAUACGGACCGGCUCUUGCUCCCGCCUAUGGACCUGCCCUGCCCAAGCUGGCCCUGCCCGCUCUGCCCGCCCUCUCGCCCCUGGGCUACCACUAAGUCAGAUGGAUGGAUCUAUACACCCCUCGAAUAAUGCCGACCUCUUGCCGCACCCGAAUAAUGGACAUCGCGACCAACUUCUCCUGCCACCUGGGCUCCAGUUAGCCGGAGCUCAUGGGCCGAUCAUAGUCGAUAGUAGUUGUAGUAUUAGUGGAAAUGAAAGCGAUUUAUCGAAAUAUGUACAUACGAAUUCACGGACAGCGGAUUCCGAUUGCCCAGUCCUUGGGUUCCCAUCGGAUCCCAUGUUCCCUCAUCUACACUCACACAUUCUCGAGACCUUUCAUUUAUGUUUCUUGUCUUCUUAAUCUUAAGGCUGUUUGACCGCGAUAAAUACUCUAUAAUCCCCAACUCACAAUCCCCGUUUUAAUUCUUAUUUAAUCCGAGCCUGUGCACUCGAGUAGAACUCGCAGAAUGAGAAACGAGAUUGCAAUAAACGAACCGAAGCUAUGCAAAUGGAAA